Molecule: messenger RNA, 363 nt
Organism: Ordospora pajunii
Lineage: Eukaryota; Fungi; Microsporidia; Ordosporidae
Exons: 1
Coding region: 1-363 (120 amino acids)
Biological process (GO): DNA-templated transcription
Molecular function (GO): DNA-directed RNA polymerase activity
Source: RefSeq, a predicted model, not a curated record
AUGCAGAUAGUGGUAGACACAUUCAGACCAUCGGUAAUAGACAAGGAUGGCAAGCUGUACUCAAACGUCUCAAGAGCAUGCAUGGAGUCAACGGACACGUCGAUCAUCCUGGACUACAACUCUGUAUUGUGCAGGCUGGAUUCAAAACACACCGUCGAGAUCAAAAUACUAAAAGGAUUCAAUGACAACAUCGACUGCCAUUACUUGACACACGGAAAAGUGUAUUGCGUGGAGAACAAAGGCAGAAGGGCAGUGCUGAAGGCGUCGUUUGGUGGACUACUGCUCGUCAUGGAUGCACCCAGGGAAAAGAUCUGCAGCAUCGGAGAUAAAGACGAUAUCACCCUGGCAUUGACAUUUAUUUAG